CCUUUGGUCUCAUAACCAACUCUCGAUAACCAUCUUUGCCCGAUCUGAUGAGCUUUCCCAAAAAGGUAAAGAGCUUAGCCAAGCCUGUCGAGUUUCGCACAGGGUCAACUUUUUUCAAGCCCGUCCCGAUUUUGCCCUUUUUCAACAGUGCGAGUCCUACCAUUGGAAUUGACACCCCCCCCUUGGGCCGAAAACUUUUCGUCAAGUCAGCGACUUUUACAGUGCCUCCCUAGGCAAUCUCUUAGGCCCUAGUUGCCCCAGACUCCCAAGUGUUGUCCAUUGCAGAUUUGAGAUUCAAGAUGAGAUGUGAAAUAUGGGGAGCACUCCUCUUCUCAUAGACGUGGUAUAGGCACAAGGCUGGAACUACUAACAUACAGUGUCAGUCGUUGUUUUAACACGCAUUUGAUAGACAUUCUGUGGCUGCGGAAGUGGUUAUUUCAGUUUCAGCGCAACUUGACCUCUUCAUGCUUUCAAGAACCUUAAUAAUUGGCCGAUCGGUGUGUUCUUUGCAGCAUGGAGGAUACAAGCGGUGUCAUAUUAUCGUCAAAAAAGAUAUUGCCAUAAGGCUCAUUGCCGUCCGUAAGACUAGACAGACGGAUGAAAGUGUUUAGAUUGAGUAUUGCAGUCAAAACGGCAAUACUUGUCACUUCAGAGCUUCCUGGCUUUCUUCAGCCUCGCUGUCGUGCCGUGCAAUUAUUGCAUGAGGUUGAAGGCUGCAGCCACCCGUUGCCGGAAUCUGUUGCCUCUCAUUUGAUUCGCGCACUGUCCUCACUCAUCGAUGGUCAAACCUAAAUUUGAUCUGGGCUGUUUGAUCGAGCUGGAAAAUUUUUCCU
Molecule: messenger RNA, 833 nt
Organism: Fusarium redolens
Lineage: Eukaryota; Fungi; Ascomycota; Sordariomycetes; Hypocreales; Nectriaceae
Exons: 1
Coding region: 598-792 (64 amino acids)
Source: RefSeq, a predicted model, not a curated record